AUGAGCACAAUUAUCCUCGGAUCGCAGUGGGGUGAUGAGGGCAAGGGAAAGCUAACCGACAUCCUUUGCUCUCAGGCCCAGAUAUGUGCGCGCGCCGCUGGCGGCCACAACGCCGGCCACUCCAUCAAGGCCAACGGUGUGUCAUACGACUUCCACCUCCUGCCCUCAGGCCUCGUCGCGCCUGGCUGCAUCAACCUCAUCGGCUCUGGCGUCGUCUUCCACGUGCCCUCAUUCUUCAAGGAAUUGUCCGACGUGGAGGCCAAGGGCAUCAAGGACGCCCGCUCUCGGAUCCUGGUCAGCGACCGGUGUCACAUCAACUUUGACCUACACGCUGCCGUGGACGGACUCGAGGAGAUUGAGCUCGGGAAGAAUGCUGUAGGCACCACCAAGAGGGGCAUUGGCCCAUGUUACAGUACCAAGGCGUCCAGGAGCGGCGUACGCCUUGCAGAGAUGUUUGACAAGGAGCUCUUCGAGCGCAAGCUGCGACAGCUGGAGGCUGGCUACAAGAAGCGCUAUGGCGACCUCUUGAAGUACGACGUCGAGGAGGAGAUCAAACGGUUCGACGAGUACCGAGUCAAAUUGCAGGACCAUGUCGUCGACGCCGUGGAAUUCAUGAACCACGCGCAGGAAACGAACAAGAAGAUCCUCGUCGAAGGAAGCCAGGCCCUGCUCCUGGACCUAGACUGGGGAACUUACCCAUACGUUACCAGCUCCAACACCUGCCUCGGCGGCAUCGUGUCCGGUCUCGCGCUCAAGAGAAGGAACAUCAAGGAGGUCAUUGGAGUCGUCAAGGCGUACACCACCCGGGUCGGAUCUGGCCCAUUCCCGACUGAGGAUCUGGGCGAAGUCGGAUCAAGCCUGCAGAAGCUGGGCGGCGAGAUCGGCGUGUCUACGGGCCGCAAGCGAAGGUGCGGAUGGCUGGAUCUCGUUGUCCUGAAGUACUCAUGUGCGAUCAAUGACUACGACUCACUCAACCUGAGCAAACUCGACGUGCUCGACACGUUCGACAAGAUCAAGAUUGCCAUCGCAUACAAGGACCCACAGACCGGGGAGCAAAUGCAGUCUUUCCCCGCAGACCCGGCCCUCCUGGACCGUGUCGAUGUGGUGUACCACGAAGUGCCGGGCUGGAAGACGAGCACGUCCAAGACGCGCGAGUGGUCGGAACUUCCCAAGGAGGCACGCGAAUACGUCGAAUACAUAGAGAAGUUCGUCGGUUGCAAGAUCAAGUGGAUUGGCACUGGUCCUGACCGUGACGACAUGAUCGUUAGAUAG
Diaporthe amygdali is the source of this 1272-nucleotide messenger RNA. RefSeq names its product Adenylosuccinate synthetase. Gene Ontology annotation, cellular component: cytoplasm. NCBI's taxonomy places the organism in Eukaryota, Fungi, Ascomycota, Sordariomycetes, Diaporthales, Diaporthaceae. The transcript has 2 exons. The record is from RefSeq and is a predicted model, not a curated record. Bases 1 to 1272 code for a protein of 423 amino acids. Gene Ontology annotation, biological process: 'de novo' AMP biosynthetic process; IMP metabolic process. Gene Ontology annotation, molecular function: adenylosuccinate synthase activity; GTP binding.